Messenger RNA from Hyaloscypha bicolor E, 777 nucleotides. RefSeq lists its product as uncharacterized. Bases 1 to 777 code for a protein of 258 amino acids. The transcript has a single exon. The record is from RefSeq and is a predicted model, not a curated record. Lineage: Eukaryota; Fungi; Ascomycota; Leotiomycetes; Helotiales; Hyaloscyphaceae.
AUGUCUAUCUCGAGGGCUUUCACAACCAGAAAGUCGAGAGCAGCGAACGAGAGUACACCUGAAAUGCCAAAGAGAUCCCUUACUACGAAGCACUCGUUAUCUUCCUCUGGAACGAUCAGGCACAAGAUUUCGGCCCCUAUUGAGCUCAUUUCGACAACCAAUAUGCUCUCUUACAAUGCUCCGGACAUAUUUCCCAGUUCAUCUUCUACUUCCUCGAAUUCUGGCGAUGAUUCUGAUAGAUCACCUUCAAGUUCGUCAACACCAUUAACUUCACCAGAUACCUCGUCGAUCGAGUCGUCUUCCCCAACUUCACCGCAGCCAAAUCAUCUAUCAUGCUACUUCAGUGCUGCUUCGCGGCAGAGUGCUUCGAGUGAUGGCGCCCCAACGAUUCCCUCAAGAGCGCCAAGCCAUACGAAGAAGAAUUCGGAAAUCAUCGCCAAAAAACGGUCCAUGUCUCGAGUAUCUGGGUCGACUGGAUCGAGGGGGGAAAACAGCACAUCCACAGCUCGAUCCUCAAUCAACAUGUUCUCUUCACACGUUGAUACUGUGGACUCACACUCUCAUCCCUUCGGCAAAGAACUAGCUCAAGUUUCCGAGAUUGCAGAGGAAUAUGGCAUCAGCAAGGAGAAGUUGGCUGUGGUGGACGAGGAAGAACAAGAGCUGGUAUCUCGUGGACUUCUCAAGUUCCGGGCAGACGACUACAUCAGCGAAAUCCAGGGAUUGUUCAUGAGCGCUUUCGCCGACAGCCGACCUCCUAUGUCAUCGAUGUGGAUCUAG